AUGAAAAAAACCGGAGGCGGUCCACCACCAAGACGUUUAGAUGCAGUGGAAGAAAAAGUGGUUGAUAUUAUCGGUAUGACUGAUGUCGAUGCAAGAAAAAAAAUUGAUCCUGAAACAGAAGAAGUUGAAGCGGCAAAAACAAUGGCACAUGCAAUGGAACAACUUGUUGAGCUGCAAAAAAUUCAGUUGAGUGUCCAAUGUGAACAAGUGAAAAUAUCGUCUCGAUUAUACGAAAUUCAAAUGAAAACAACAAAUCCUG
Didymodactylos carnosus is the source of this 259-nucleotide messenger RNA. The record is from the annotation of a GenBank genome assembly. NCBI's taxonomy places the organism in Eukaryota, Metazoa, Rotifera, Eurotatoria, Philodinida, Philodinidae.